AUGGCGCCCGCCCCGCCCCCGCCGCCUUCCCGCCCCCGCAGCGCCAUGGCGGCCGUGCGGGACGUGGAGAUCGACCCUGAGGGCACCUUCAAGUACAUCCUGGUGCGGCUGCAGCGCCCGGGCGGCGGGGAGCAGCGGGACAUCGUCCGCGGCACGGCGGCGGCCGAGUUCCACAAUCAUAUAUUUGAAAAAGUAAAUCCYGAGAUGGAAAAGCUGGGGUACGAGUGCAAGUGCCUUGGAGGAGGGAAAAUUGAACAUAAUAGCAAAGACAAGAAAAUUAGGGUAUUUGGGCUCUCUACAGGCUAUGGAAAAGCAGAUCAYUCUGUGACUGUAGAGAUACUGAAGAAAGAGUAUACAGAUUAUGAAAUUACAUGGUCAGAUGACAAGAAAUAAACUGACUAAUCGUGAACACAACAAGCAGUUCAAAACUGGUAACUGUAAGCYGUACUUUGGUAAAUAAAACUGAAUGUUUCUCUGUAUGUAACCAUAAAUGUGGAGUAACUGGACUCUGCCAUCAUUUAUAAUACAGUUGGUAAUCCCCAGAUACAUCUUAUUUUUUAGAUCAUUCCUUUGUGCAGCAUCUGAAGUUCURACCCUUUUUGCUCUGUUUGAUGUGCCCUUUAAUUAAACACUCCCACACCAUCUUACCUCUGGUUUAUUUUCAUCCAGUUCCCAUUUCAGUGACAUACUUUAGGAUACCUCAGGCUUUACCAUCAACUUCAAACACCACUGGACCAAACCUGUUGACUGUUUUUUUGAUGGCAGYRUUUUCAGUUUCCUUUAUUUUUCUGUUACUUUUUUAGGCUUCUCMUCUUUCUUAACCACAUUUACAAAAAUUGGUKUGGG
This is a messenger RNA of Malurus melanocephalus (red-backed fairy wren), 846 nucleotides long. RefSeq names its product 14 kDa phosphohistidine phosphatase-like. NCBI's taxonomy places the organism in Eukaryota, Metazoa, Chordata, Aves, Passeriformes, Maluridae. Gene Ontology annotation, molecular function: protein histidine phosphatase activity. The transcript is spliced from 3 exons. Gene Ontology annotation, cellular component: cytosol. The coding region runs from base 1 to 393 and encodes 130 amino acids. The record is from RefSeq and is a predicted model, not a curated record. Gene Ontology annotation, biological process: peptidyl-histidine dephosphorylation.